GUCAAAUCUCACAAAUCAUGAAUGAAUUCUAAGUUUUGUUGUACAUUUUCUACAAAUUGGAAACGUUAUUAUCACUAUACUCAACAAAGCGUACAUAGUACAAUGAAUGAAGUAAGUGGAGGAAAACAAGAUAUACCAAAUACUUCUACUUGGGAAACUUUAUCUGGCCAACCUGCAUCUUCAUUAUCUACAAUGCAUCAUCAUCAUCCAACAUUACAACAAGAUACAACUCCAACAGUUGCACAAGUUAUAGUUCCUACUCCUGUAAAACUACAGACACCUAUAUUAAGUUCAACACAAAGUAUACCUGACCAUUGUUCACAGCUUGGUCAUAUACAACAAUCGGGUCUAAUGACACAGGGUACACCACCAGGAACAUUUCCAGAAUCUGAACUUUCACCUGAACUUCAACAACAAGGAUGGAAAAAAUUUUGGAGUAAACGAGAGAAUCGUCCAUAUUUUUGGAAUAAAUUAACUGGAGAAUCUUUAUGGGUAAUACCACCUCUGAAACCUCAGUUUGAUCCAAUUACGGAUCCACUUGGCAUUUGUGGUGUACAACCUGCUUCUGGAAAUGGAACUAUUCCUUCAGGAGGAGCACUUAAACGCCGAGCUUCUGAAGAUAGUGUUGUUCCUGCUGCAAAAAAAUUUGUAUUAGCAGGACCAUGGGAUUUGGAAAUUCCAACAAAUGUUAUAAUAUAUGAAAGGGCUCCUUCAAAUUUACCUCAUGUUCAUCCUGAAGCAGAAGCAUUACGUUGUGGUUUACUUGCAAAACUGAGACAAUGCUAUCAAGAAUUGUGUCAUACUCGUGAAUCUAUAGAUGCUCCAAAAGAUUCCUUUAACAGAUGGUUAAUGGAAAGAAAAGUUAUAGACUGUGGUUCAGAUCCUCUUUUACCAAGUCAGUGUUUCCCUGAAAUUUCUAUGUCUAUGUAUCGUGAAAUUAUGAAUGACAUCCCUAUUAAAUUAGUCCGGCCAAAAUUCACUGGUGAUGCAAGAAAACAAUUAUCACGAUAUGCGGAAGCUGCAAAAAAAAUGAUAGAAUCAAGAGCAGCUUCAUCAGAAAGUAGAAAGGUUGUAAAAUGGAAUGCAGAAGAUACAUUUCAGUGGUUGAGACGAACAGUUGGUGCUACAUUUGAUGAUUUCCAAGAUCGUCUUGCACACUUGAAACGACAAUGUCAACCACAUCUUACUGAGACUGUAAAAGCUAGUGUCGAGGGUAUCUGUCUAAAAAUUUAUCAUUUAUCAACAGAAUAUGCAAAAAAAGUUAAAGAUAAAAAUAAUCAAAUAUUAAAGGAUAAUGGUUUAGGAAAUGUUAUACCAUUAGGAGGACCAGCUAGUGCACAAAGAAAAGUUUGGUGUUAUCCUGUGCAAUUUUCUCUUCCUACUCCUCGACUUCCACAAGUGGAUUAUCUUCCUGAACGUGAACAGACAAUGUUGCGUUUUCAUGGUGAUACUGUGUGUAUUAAUAAUAUACAUCUUGCUAAAUUAGAACAUCUGUAUAGAUACAAUUGUUUUGAUGAUAAGAAAUUUGAAAUGUUUUUACCUCGUGUUUGGUGUAUGUUAAAACGUUAUCAAACAUAUCUUGGAAUCAAUGAAGGACAAGCAACACAAAUGGCUCUCCCUGUCACAGUUUUUGAAUGUCUUCAACGAUCAUUUGGUGUAACAUUUGAAUGUUUUGCAUCUCCAUUAAAUUGUUACUUUAGACAAUAUUGUUCAGCAUUUGCUGAUACAGAUUCUUAUUUUGGAUCAAGAGGAGCUUUUUUAGACUUUAGACCCGUAAGCGGCUCAUUUCAAGCUAAUCCGCCAUAUUGUGAAGAACUUAUGGAAGCUAUGGUCAAUCAUUUUGAACGUCUUUUGGCUGAUUCUACUGAACCUUUAUCUUUCGUAGUAUUCUUACCAGAAUGGCGAGAUCCAGCACCUAAUGCUCUUAUUAAAUUAGAAAGUAGCCAUUUUAAGCGUAAACAAGUAGUUGUACCUGCAAUGGAACAUGAAUAUAGACAUGGAUUCCAGCACAUAUUACCAAAAGGUGAAGUCAAUAUUAGAGCAGCACAUGGAACAUUAGUUGUAUGGUUACAAAAUGCAGCUGGUAGUGCUCGUUGGGGACCUACUGAAGAAAGAGUUGAAGCAUUAUUAGAAGCAUGGCGUCCAGGAAGAGAAAGAGAACGAGAUAGACAAGAACUUUUAUCACCACCAAGACAAACACAUCAGCAAAUGCCUUCUACUCCAAUUCCUGUUUUAACAACACCCACAACUCCAACUGUAUCAUUACAAACAUUAUCUACACAUCCUAUAUAAUUCUUAAAUAAUAUUCUA
Molecule: messenger RNA, 2310 nt
Organism: Apis laboriosa (Himalayan honeybee)
Lineage: Eukaryota; Metazoa; Arthropoda; Insecta; Hymenoptera; Apidae
Gene: Pcif1
Product: mRNA (2'-O-methyladenosine-N(6)-)-methyltransferase
Exons: 6
Coding region: 22-2292 (756 amino acids)
Cellular component (GO): nucleus
Molecular function (GO): mRNA (2'-O-methyladenosine-N6-)-methyltransferase activity; RNA polymerase II C-terminal domain binding
Source: RefSeq, a predicted model, not a curated record